CCUCUUGGCUGGCCGUCGUUGUUUUUGUGUCGACUCUUCUAAGAAAAGUCUUCUUCAGCUAUCAUUCAGCCUAGUGUGUGGUUCAGAAUUGUACUUUGGCAUUCAAAACAAGCCACGUGUCUAUCACAGACUCUAGUAAAAUAUAUUACUGGGUGCGGGAAUACACCAUUUCACGCAAGUGUCUCGCUCGGUGGAUUUAAGAUGACGGGUGACUUCAUUUCCUGGAUGCAAAACACGUGCAGUCAUUUCAGUCACUUGAAGGACUGUAACAAUCUGAACUAGAGUUGCCAGUCUGAGUAACAACAAAUACCGUUCUCACGGUUGUAUUCACCAGUUAAGUUGCAAUUUACAUCUAUAUCUGCCCAGACUCAUAUGUAGCGAAGACUUUGGGGGAAUUUAGUAGAAUCUAAUAGAAACAGACUCUGUCGCUACUUUGAUUUGUAUGGAGAAGAUCAGUAAAGUCAGCAAAGAGGUGUGUUAGAGGAAAACUUGGCUCCUCAAUGGGUUUACUGAAUGCUAGUCAGCUUGCACUAAGAGCUGCCAGAUGCUACCUGAGUCCAUUUUCAACAUCAAAAUCAUGGGUUUCCACCAAAGCAUCCCUGCUGGGGGACAAGAACAUCAUUCUGAUGGGUCCUCCUGGAGCAGGAAAGACCACAGUGGGGAGGAUAGUGGCCCACAGACUGGGACUGCCCGCCAUUGACAUUGAUGACAAUGUCUUGGAGACCACAUGGAAGAUGCCUGUGGCUGCAAAGCUUGCAGCAGUCGGCGGAGAACGUUUCUUGGAGGAAGAAGGCCAGGCUUUGUGCAACUUUUACGCUUCUGGGUGUGUCAUUUCCCUGACAGGCUCCAACCCUCUUCACUCUGCAGCUAUGCAGCACAUCAAGGAGUCCGGACUGGUAGUCUACCUGGACGUGGACAGUGAAGACAUCAUACAGAGACUCGCCAGGAUGAAGGUGGACAGGAUUGUGGGCCAGGAGACAGGGGCAUCCAUGAGAGAAAUUCUCCGUUUCAGGAAGCAGUUUUAUGAGAAAUGGCUUGAUGUGCGGGUGCUGUGUGGAACAGGGGACACGGUGGAGGAAGUAGUUGAGAAGGUGCUGACAGCUGUGGGGCGAUAUCAGAACCAUGCUUCAGAAACAUAUGUGUCAACCAGGAGUGACAGCAUGGAAUCAUCCAAUCAAAAAACAUACUUCAGUGGUGUGGUAGUUGAGGGUCUGGCCACAGAUGGAGGCCUGUAUGUUCCCAAAAAUGGCUUCCCAAACAUAGAAGCUCGCGAAUGGCUGAGACUAGCUGGCAUGUCAUACCCAGAAAGAGCGCUAGUUUUACUUGAAAAGUGCAUACACCCAUUGGACAUCUCUGCUUUGGAUCUCAGAACAAUGAUAUUCAAAGCAUAUGGGUCUAAUUUUACUAGUGAGGCGGUGGCACCUGUAAAACAUCUCAUCCACAGUCAGUAUGUUCAGGAGCUUUUUCACGGCCCCACAGCAUCAUUUAAAGACCUUGCGUUGCAGCUGAUGCCCCAGCUCUUUGCUUACUGCCUCCCGCCGAUGUGCAACUUCCUCAUUUUGGUAGCCACGUCCGGAGACACUGGGAGCGCGGUGCUGAGCGGCUUCAGCAGGCUCAGUGGCGCUGACAGACACAGGACUGGGGUGCUGGUGUUUUUCCCAGAAGAAGGAGUGAGUGAGAUCCAAAAGCUUCAGAUGACGAGCUUCCAAGAGGGCAACUCCAGGGCCGUUAGCGUCCUGUCAGACUUCGACUUCUGUCAGAGAGCCAUAAAGAGGAUGUUUGGAGAGUCUGGGCUGACUGGGCACCUCGCUGUAGAGUAUGGCACAGUCCUCAGCACCGCCAACUCCAUCAACUGGGCCCGACUGUUGCCACAGGUGGUGUACCACUCCUCCGCCUAUCUGGAUCUGUGCAGAGAUGGUGUCAUCAGGUUCGGGGAGCCCAUUGAUGUUUGCAUCCCUACUGGUAAUUUUGGAAAUGCCAUGUCAGCGGUGUACGCCAAGCAAAUGGGCAUCCCGAUAAGAAAAGUCAUCUGUGCGUCCAACCAUAACCGCAUAAUCACCGACUUUAUCACCACAGGCAAGUACGAUCUCAGAGGACGGCCUCUGAUGCUCUCCCACUCCCCGGCUAUCGAUAUCCUGAAAUCCUCCAACCUCGAGAGGUUUAUAUACCAUGUCUCAGAUGGAGACAGCCGUCUCGUCAAGGAGCUCUUCAUACACCUGGACAGGCAGCAGCACUUUCAGGUUCCUGAGCCUCUUUUUGGCAGGAUACAGCAGGAAGUGCUGGCUGGCUGGUGCUCUGAGGACGACUGCUUGGCAACCAUCCAGAGCGUUCACUCACAGACGGGCUACGUCAUGGACACACACACCGCUGUGGCUAAAGUUGUGGCCGAUAGGCUGCAGGACGGUUCGUGCCCAGUGGUGCUUUCUUCCACUGCUCACUAUGGGAAAUUUGCUCCUGCUGUGUUCAAAGCCUUGCAGAUCCAAAAUAUUCCAGAGGAUCCUGUUGAGCAGCUGAAGAACCUUGAAUUGACUGUGUCCAGACCAGAAACACAUAGAGACAUGAUAAAAUGCCUGAAGGACAGUGGCAGGAGGGGACACACUGUUUGUCAGGCAGAGUACAAUGUGUUGGUAGAAGAGGUGGACCGCAUGAUACAGGACUCCUUCCUGAAAGUUAUGUAGGAAUACUUUAGUUUUUCUCAAUAUUCACCUUAAAAUGACACUGAUUUAAAUUAGAAUCAUUUACUGAAAUUAUAUUCCUCAUGUAUUGUUGGUAGCUUUUCUCUUACUUGUUUCCAAUUUAUUUGUAACAUUUUUAAGCAAAUUUGAAAUAAAAAAGGUAAAAAGAAAGGAAAAAAGAAUAUGUGAAAAGAAGAAUGAUUAAAAACUCAUUUCAAAAGACACAAUUCAAAAGGCCAAAUCCUGCCUGAGCUGGUGAAGUGAUUCACUCUGACUGGGUUGUAACAGAGCUCUGAACUGUUUUCUUACUGGAUUUCAAGUCUAUUGAUUAUGCAGCAUGUCUUUACAUCACUAUCCCGAGCUCUGCCCCACUAGAUGGGGAUGUGUAGCUCUUGGCCACUGCAGUGUGGAAACACUGCUGCCAGCGCUUCUAUAACAGUAUGAGUUUUGCUGUGAUAGGAAUUAAUUAUUGACAGAAAGUCAAAUAAACUAGUGUGUGUAACAUCAAUGUCUGCAGUCAGGGAGAUAAUCACCUUUACUGCCUUUUUAUUGUGCUGUGACUCUAUAUACUGUAUUUACAAGGAAGUGCAAAGAAGUGGGGAUUUUUUUCUUUUUUUUGUGUUUACUGGAACAUAGACAUUUCAGAUAAUGUUUGACUGUUGACUACUAAUAAGAUACACUAUAUAGACAAAAGUAUCCAGACACCUCUUAUGGGGCUGUUUUUCAAAGUUUGGCCGAGACCCUAUACUUCCAGUGAAAGUAAAUCUCGAUGCUUCAGCAUAACAAGACAUUUUGGACAAUGCUAUGCUUCCAACUUUGUGGCAACAGUUUGGGGAAGGCCCUUUUCUACAUGACUGUGCCCCAGUUCACAAAGCAAAGUUCAUAAAGAAGAACUUGACUGGCCCACACAGAGCCCUCAGCUCAACACCAUUGAGCACCUCUGAGAUGAACUGGAACGGAGACUGUGAGCCAGGCCUUUUCGUCCAACAUCAGUGUCUGAACUCACAAAUGCUCCACUGCAAGAAAGGACAAAAAUCCCCACAGAAACACCUUGUGGAAAGCCAAUCUGCCUGUGUUUUUAGAAUGCAGUGUCAUUAAAGUCCCUGUUGGUGUCAUGAUCAGGUGUCCCAGUAGUUUUGUCUAUAUGGUGUAUGUCUUAUCACCUGUGCUAAGUGUUAUUCUCCCUUUUAUUUGCUUUGAUACAACAGUUUAUAAACCAGAUUGUAAGUAGAACUGAGUGCAAUAAGAUCAUGUUCCCUCUUUCAGUCUAUUUUCCGUAGAGACUUUAUUUUGGAAAGGAAUAAAUAGGAGAGACAUAUUUACAAGACCUCCAGUCGCUUUUGUCUUCUUGGCUAAACAUGUUAGAAGAAACAUCAUGUAAUACAGAACAGGAGGGCGGAGUGGCCCCCGUGUGUGAUUUUCCAUCCCUCAGACAUCACACCAUCUGUAACAGGAGAGUCCAGAAAUGAAUCCUGUCUCUGUGGCUGUAUCAGUCGAGACAUUUAAAUCCAGGUGCUGCCUCAGCAGCUGCGGGGGGGGAAGGGGGAGGAAGAUAAGUUUCAUAGGUCUCCAGGAGUGCUUAUGACUGCAUUUGUUAAAACAGAUGAAAAGUCAGGCCAGAUUUGACAAAGCACUUUGCCAGCACGACCUCUGAUGUGGAUCGCUGUCUCUGUGUCUCUGUCAGGACUGAGAGGAAAAGCCUUUUUCUUUUUUUUAAACUUUAACUUUAUUUUUUUUUCUUUUCAAGAUUAUUAUUCAUUUCUCCGUUAUGUACACUACAUUG
This is a messenger RNA of Scatophagus argus, 4458 nucleotides long. Its product is annotated as threonine synthase-like 1. The record is from RefSeq and is a predicted model, not a curated record. The transcript is spliced from 3 exons. Gene Ontology annotation, cellular component: cytoplasm. The coding region runs from base 501 to 2678 and encodes 725 amino acids. Lineage: Eukaryota; Metazoa; Chordata; Actinopteri; Scatophagidae.